AUGACUUUGACGUGUGCUUCUGAAGCUGCCCCCUCACCCAAGAGUGGCACUGACUCAUCAGACAAGGUACAGAUCAAUGUACCGCCUUCACUGCUCCACACGCUCUUUGCAUUUGAGUUCUCUCUGGUGAUGUGGAUUCUGAGCAAGGUCGUCGUUCUGUCUUAG
This is a messenger RNA of Eruca vesicaria subsp. sativa (arugula), 165 nucleotides long. NCBI's taxonomy places the organism in Eukaryota, Viridiplantae, Streptophyta, Magnoliopsida, Brassicales, Brassicaceae. The record is from the annotation of a GenBank genome assembly.